AUGUAUUAAUCAUAUGAAAAACAAUCAUAUUCACUAAACAGUGAACCUCCACUUAAAAGGCAUCUUUAUUCUAUUGAGAAUUACAUAAAACUGUUUUAUGUUGUUUUAGUAUCCUUUUAAUUUAAUGGCUGUUAUAUUGGAAUAAUAAGCUCAGUUUUAGGGCUGAUUAGACGAAAAUCCAUGCACACUGAUUUUACAAUGAAUAUACUCUAUUUAAUGAAUAUUAGUCUUUUUAAAUGUACCAACAAUUUCAUGUAUCAUCUACCAAUUGUAAUACAUUAUGUAGUUGGCAUUACAGAAUACAUUAAUUUACGAGGAGGAUUUAUGUAUGAUGGUAAGAAAUUUUGAUAUUUUAUAGUAUGCAGAAACUUUGUUUUUACAAUAUAAUUUACUAAAGAAUUUUUUUUCGAUUUUAGAUGCAAAUAUGAGUUGUUGCUAGUUCCUUUAAGUGUAGUAAUGGUAAUUGUGAGUGAUUCUUCAUGGUGGCUAGUAAUUUUACACUCAUUUUACGUUGUAACUAAAACCGUAGCAAACAAAGUAUUUCAUUAAUGAAAUAAUAUUUAGGAAAUGCUUGAUGUUUGUAUGUAUUACAAAAAGAAAUUGAGAUUGAUAUUAUUGAUAUGA
This is a messenger RNA of Paramecium octaurelia, 624 nucleotides long. NCBI's taxonomy places the organism in Eukaryota, Ciliophora, Oligohymenophorea, Peniculida, Parameciidae. The record is from the annotation of a GenBank genome assembly.